Molecule: messenger RNA, 1527 nt
Organism: Haliaeetus leucocephalus (bald eagle)
Lineage: Eukaryota; Metazoa; Chordata; Aves; Accipitriformes; Accipitridae
Gene: AMIGO3
Product: adhesion molecule with Ig-like domain 3
Exons: 1
Coding region: 1-1527 (508 amino acids)
Biological process (GO): brain development
Molecular function (GO): protein binding
Source: RefSeq, a predicted model, not a curated record
AUGUCCCAGCAGGUGCCUGCAGACCCGCUCUGGCCAUGGGUGGUGAAGGUGCUGCUGCUGCUCCAGCUGUACGCCCACGGCCGUGCUCCCCACGCCGCCUCGCUGCCGCGCAGCUGCCCCACCGCUUGCAUCUGCACCUCCGACCUGCUAAGCUGCAGCCGGCAGACGCUGCAGCGUGUGCCCCGGGCACUGCCGCCCACCGCCACCACGCUGGACCUCAGCCACAACGCCCUCACCCAGCUCCAUGACCGCUGGCUGGCCGCCCUCCCGCACCUCGAGGCCCUCCACAUCAGCCACAACCAGAUUAAGGACCUUUCUCCGCAGGCUUUCCACAAUGCCUCCUACCUGCGGCACCUCGACAUGUCCUCCAACCACUUGCACGCUGUCAAGACGCACUACUUCGACGCGCUGGUGAGCUUGGAGGAGCUGCUGCUCUACAACAACCGCAUCACGCGAGUGGAUGAAAAUGCUUUCACCAAGCUGAGUGGCCUGCGGAAAGUCUACCUGAGCUGGAACAACCUGACCACCUUCCCCUUCCACUCGGUGCAGGGGCUGGGAAACUACAGCCUCCGCACGCUGGACCUCUCCUCCAACAGCCUGAGCAGCAUCCCCGUGGAUGAGCUGGCAGCUCUGCCCGAACACAUCAGGAACGGCUUGUACCUGCACAACAACCCUAUCCAGUGCAGCUGCCCGCUCUACCUGAUGCUCCAGCGCUGGAAGCAGCGAGGUUUCAGCUCUGUGAAGGAUUUCUUUGAGGAACACACCUGCAAGGUGUCUGACAACGUGCCCCGGUCCCUGAUCAAGUUCCUCAAAUACAGCCACAUGUUCAAGAACUGCUCGGCAGGCCCCGAAGACACGCACCCUGUGCCCUUCCCCGUGAUGGUGGGCCAGACCCUCCUGCUCGCCUGCAACACCAGCCUGCCAGCCGCGGCCACCACCUACAUGUGGAUCUCCCCUCACCAUGAGCCCAUCAAACACCCGGGGAACAGCAACCGCUCCUUGGAGGUCUACCGCAAUGGCAGCCUGAAGAUCGCUGCGGCCAAGCCCUGGCACUCAGGGGUCUACGUGGGCUUGGCCAUCAACAGCCCCCACAAUUUCAGCAGGCUGUGCGAAGUCAACGUGACGGUCCACUACUCCAAGCCAGACGGGGAGACCUUCAGCACUGGCCUCACGACCCUGCUGGGGUGCAUUGUGAGCCUGCUGCUCGUGCUCAUGUACUUGUACCUCACGCCCUGCCGUUGCCUGAGCUGCUGCAAGAAGCCGGCUCCUCUCAGCCCUCCACAGGAGUGCAGUGCCCAGUCCUCCAUCCUCAGCACCACUCCCCCUGCCACCGACGGGCCAAAUCGCAAGGUCAGCGCCAACAAGCACGUGGUCUUCCUUGAGCCCGUCAGGGAGACGCAGAAUGGCAAGAUCCGCCUGGCCCUCGGCGAGGACUUCCCCGACCCCAAGCAUCCCAAGGUCCUGCAGCUCAAGUCAGACUCGGAGUCCAUCAGCUCCGUCUUUUCGGACACCCCCAUUGUGUCGUAG